AUGGCUGCUUCCACUUCCGUGCUUCCGCUCUCGUCCUUGUCAAAGGAUGAGACAAUUAUUAAACUUCCUCAUCCAUACUUUACCGAGUUCACUGUUCAAAAGACAACUCCGCCAUCUAAUAAAUCAUCUGGAGAUGUGCCAUUCUACCAGCUCAACGAGCGGCCCAAUUCCUCGAAGCAACAACUCUCAGCUCCGCUGCAUAGCUCCAAGCUGUACUUCUCUGAACCAGCCGACCUAAAGUCAAGCGAACUUCCUGCAGAUUCCAACAACGACUCCUGGGCCAGAGCAAGGCGCUCACCAUGCUCCGUUGUCAUUUGGGAUGGCGCUGAGACGCCUACCUUGGCGCAGGCCUGGUUGCUCAUAUACGUAUUGUUCACGGUUCGACCUGGCAUGGAGUCUGUACGAUUGGAGCUGAUUGGAAAGAAUGCCUCGACUCUGGGAGCUCAAUUGCGUGAUGUUCUUCUCGCAAUUGAUCAUCCACUACCUGCAAGAGAGAAGCUCGUUGCAGUCGUCAAGCCGGAUGAGUAUGUUGUUCUAGCUCUUCGGAGCACAUUUUGGCAAGGCGCUGGAUCGCCUUUCGGACCUCGACCUGUCUGGUUGCCUGCUGAGUCGCCUGCGUCUCUUUCUGGAGCUAAUCAACUGGCAUCGUACCCUCUUACUCCUCUCCAGCACACAAUUACUAUUACUUCAGCUGGCGAUCCUCAAGAUCCUGAGAGGUGUCAGCAGUCGUGGCAUCCAAUUCGGCCUGCAAAGCCUGCUCCCGGAGCUGUCGUUUACAGCAGAUGGAUUCCUCACCUGAAGGAAACUUUCUCAAUGGUUUCUUUGGACUACCAAGAUGACGAGCACUUGAGAUUGUUCCAUGAGUGGCAGAAUGACCCUCGUGUUUCGCAGGGUUGGAAUGAGACGGGCACUCUUGAGCAACAUCGAGAGUACCUACGCAACAUUCAUGAGGACCCUCAUCAGGUUGCGGUUCUAGCCAAGUGGGAUGAUGCCUACUUUGCCUACUUUGAGGUCUACUGGGCCAAGGAGGAUCGCCUCGGAGGGUACUACGAUGCAGGCGAUUUUGACCGUGGCCGCCACUCUCUCGUCGGUGACGUUCGUUUCCGUGGCCCUCAUCGUGUGACUGCCUGGUGGAGCAGCUUGAUGCAUUAUCUCUUCCUCGAUGAUCCUCGUACUAUGCAUGUCGUGGGCGAACCGAAGAACACCAACUCGACUGUUGUCAUGUAUGACCUUAUUCACGGGUUUGGUAUUGAACAUUUUGUCGACUUGCCGCAUAAGCGAAGCGCAUUUGUACGAUGUCCACGCGGUCGAUUCUUCCAGCUCUGUCCUCUCGGAGAGAGUGAGAAGGCUGUUGGUGGUAUGAGGAUUGGGUUGGUUCCGAAGUUGUAG
Pochonia chlamydosporia 170 is the source of this 1389-nucleotide messenger RNA. RefSeq names its product aerobactin siderophore biosynthesis protein iucB. Lineage: Eukaryota; Fungi; Ascomycota; Sordariomycetes; Hypocreales; Clavicipitaceae. The record is from RefSeq and is a predicted model, not a curated record. The transcript is spliced from 2 exons. Gene Ontology annotation, biological process: siderophore biosynthetic process. The coding region runs from base 1 to 1389 and encodes 462 amino acids.